Molecule: messenger RNA, 1845 nt
Organism: Zootoca vivipara (common lizard)
Lineage: Eukaryota; Metazoa; Chordata; Lepidosauria; Squamata; Lacertidae
Source: RefSeq, a predicted model, not a curated record
AUGGCUGGAGUUAUACCUGUGAGGACAGCUCUGUUUCCAACACAUGGCUUCAAGUCUGACCCUGUCCACGACUUCAUCCCGAUAUUGCAGACCAACUACCAGCACGUCCUGGCCAUCCUGUUUGCCAUUAAAGAGAUCAAUGAAAAUCCAGAGCUCUUACCCAACAUAACCCUUGGCUACAGCAUCUAUGAAAACUGCUUCAGCGUCAGGAAUACUUAUGAAGCCACCAUAGACCUGUUCUCUACCGCACAUUGGAUGGUCCCUAAUUUCAAGUGUGGGAGGCAAGGAAAACUCCUGGCUGUUAUUCAAGGAGGGGACUUUGAAACCUUUUUCCAGGUGGCAACCAUGCUAGAUGUUUACAAGGUCCCUCAGCUGACUUACGGUUUUGUCAAUAAUAUUCUGAGUGAUGAAAUUCAUUUCCCCUCUUCCUUCUGGAUGAGCCCCAAGGAAGCUCCACAGUACAAGGGGAUAGUGAAAUUGCUGCUGCAUUUCAGGUGGACGUGGGUCGGUCUCAUUGCCCCAGACAAUGAUGGCGGAGAUCAGUUUGUGAAGACCAUGAAGGCUGCGGUCUUUGGGAGUGCUAUUUGUCUUCACCAUUUCCUGAGAACUGUCCGCUUUAACAGCACUACCAUGGACGAAAUAUAUUUUGAUGAAGAUGAGCUGGUGGCCAGCUAUGAUAUUGUGAAUGUGGUUGUGUUUCCUAACAAUACUGUUUCACGGGUGAAAGUUGGCAAGCUGGAGACACAAGCCUCCUCAGGUGUACAGCUGAUUAUUCACGAGGAGGCAAUAGUGUGGCCGAACUGGUUUAAUCAGACAAGGCCUCGUUCUACCUGUACAGAAAGCUGCCAACCCGGAUCCAGGAAGGUGGUGCCAGAAGGACAGCCAAUUUGCUGUUAUAAUUGUGACCCUUGCGUGGAAGGAACCAUUUCUACCAAUGCAGAUGCAGAUCGUUGUCAUGAUUGUCCAAAAGAUCAAUACUCAAACGAUGACAAACAUCAAUGUAUCCUCAAGACUACAGUCUUCCUCUCCUAUGAGGAACCACUGGGGAUAACCUUGGUUUUCUUUGCCCUAUUUUUUUGCCUAACCACAUGUUCUGUUUUGGGAAUCUUCAUUAAAAACCAAGACACUCCACUAGUUAAAGCCAACAACCAAACACUCACUUACAUCCUCCUCGUUUCUCUUUUGCUUUGCUUUUUGUCCUCUUUUCUUUUCAUUGGCCAGCCUCAAAAGGUCACUUGUCUUCUCCGCCAAAGCCUCUUCAGCAUCAUCUUCUCAGUCGCCGUCUCUUCUGUGCUGGCCAAAACUAUAACUGUGGUUUUGGCAUUCAUGGCCACGAAGCCAGGGAACAGUAUCCGGAAGUGGGUGGGAAAGGGUUUGGCAAACUCCAUUGUCCUCUUCUGUUCCAUCAUUCAGUUUGGCAUCUGCAUUGCCUGGAUCAGAAUAUCUCCCCCAUUCCCAGAACUGGACAUGGAUUCGCAGGUCAGACAGAUAAUACUGCAAUGCAAUGAAGGGUCCAUCGCUAUGUUUUAUUGUGCCCUUGGCUACAUGGGACUUCUGGCUGCCAUCUCUUUUACUGUAGCAUUCUUAGCCAGAAAGCUCCCUGGGGGUUUCAACGAAGCCAAGUUUAUCACUUUCAGCAUGCUAGUAUUUUGCAGUGUUUGGGUCUCCUUCGUGCCAACCUACUUGAGCACCAAGGGGAAAUACAUGGUGGCUGUGCAGAUCUUCUCCAUCUUGGUUUCCAGUGCUGGGUUACUGGUUUGUAUCUUCCUUCCCAAAUGCCACAUCAUUGUUCUGAGGCCUAAUCUGAAUACAAAGGAGCACCUAAUGAUGAAAAGGAAAAAUUAG